AUGGCUGCUAAUCAGUUCAAUUCUUCGCAUAUGUCAAACAUCUUGAAUGAAUUAAAUAUGGGGAACAUUAAUGUUUUAGAGAAUUUUGAGAGAGAAAAGAUAACACCAGAUAUUAUAGGAAAACUUUCAGCGCAAGAACUUGAAUCUUUGGGCAUAACGUGCAGAAGCCAGAUGAUGCUGUUGAGAACGCAUUGUAUUAAGUAUGGAUGCGAACCUCCAGGGAAAAUUUAUCAUGGGGCUGGCGCUCCUAAAUACGAUUUGCCCAAGAACGUAAUUGAAGAUCUAAUAGAGGAUGGAUUUUUAAUUAAGGACAUAGCACUCCUCCUGUCGGUGCCUGAAAGGACUGUAUACCGUCGCAUGGCUUUCUAUGGCAUAAGGAAGCAAGAAUUUACUAGUAUUAGCAAUCGGGAAUUAGACAGAGAACUUCUUAACGUCACUCAAGAAUUUCCAUACUGUGGUGAAAGUAUGAUUGCAAAAUUGUUAGCAGGGAAGGGUAUUGUGGUUCAAAGAUUUCGCUUACAGGAAAGCUUACAUCGAAUCGAUGAAAUUGGUAUUGCGGACAGAUCAAGGGGUCGACUACACAGAAGGAUAUACAAUGUGAAGGGUGCCAAUCACCUAUGGCACAUUGACACUAACCACAAAUUGGUUCGUUGGCAUAUGAUAAUCUUCGGAGCUAUAGAUGGAUUUAGUCGCUUACCUGUUGUGCUUACUUGCUCUGAUAACAAUAAAGCCAAUACACUACUGGAACAUUUCAAGGAUGCAGUUAACAAGUUUGGUUUGCCCAGUAGAGUGCGCUCUGACAAGGGAUUGGAAAAUGUGUUUAUUGCUGAUUAUAUGAUUGGUAAGAGAGGCUCUGGGCGUGGCAGUAUGAUAACUGGCAAGAGCACACAUAAUCAAAGAAUUGAGCGGCUAUGGAGAGACGUAUUCACUGGUGUGUUAUCUUAUUAUUACAAAAUGUUUUACUUCAUGGAAGAUGAAGGUAUUUUAGACCCACUUAAUGAUGUUCACAUUGCAGCUUUACACCACGUUUUUUUGGGAAAGAUUAAUGACAAGCUACAAUUGUGGAUGGAUGCCUGGUCCAACCACCGUAUGCGAACUACAGGUUCCAGUCCGCUCCGUUUGUGGCUUUCAAGUCAAAUGCAGAAUCCUGUAGGACUUUCAGUUGAGGAAAACGAUAUAGUUUUAUAUGGGGCUGAAGGGUUUUUAGAUGGUGCAGAGUCACGAAAUGGGGAAAGGCCAAUCUUGGUCCCACCAGAACUUAUACUAUGCAGAAAUUGCCAGGCUGAGUUGGAAAGAAACAUUCCAGUUGUAUGGACAUCUACCAACCAUGGCAUUGAUUGGUAUUUAAGAGCUGUAGAGAUAAUUGAAAACUUUGCAGAUAAUAGUUGAUGGUACUACCAUCAACUUUAUCUACAAAGCGUUCAAUUUAUAAGUGAGAACUAACAUGCAGUGUUGUAAAAUGUAAAUACUCGUUACAUAAGUAAUGCCUUACUAAUUACUAAUUAUUUUUUAGUAAUUGCUGCG
Molecule: messenger RNA, 1524 nt
Organism: Paramuricea clavata
Lineage: Eukaryota; Metazoa; Cnidaria; Anthozoa; Malacalcyonacea; Plexauridae
Source: the annotation of a GenBank genome assembly